AUGGAAAUAUCGAUAUUUUCUAGUGAUAGUGAUGACAGUGAUUUGGAUGUGCUGGCUCAGUUAUCCGAUUGGGAUACUGAUAGCGAUGCUGAUAGUCUUGUAAUUGGUGAAGAAUUUAGGAAUCGUAAAGGUUACUUUUCCUUAAAUGUCCAAGCCAUCUGUGAUGCUGAUUUGAGAUUCAUGGAUGUGAUUGCCCGUUGGCCAGGCUCGACACAUGAUGCUACAAUAUUUAACAACUCAAUUCUUAGAGCACAAUGUGAUGCGGGUCUGUUUGGUAACCGCUGGAUGCUUGGUGACAGCGCUUACCCAAACAGGCCAUAUUUGUUAACACCUAUUAUAAAUCCUGUUACUGAGGCUGAAAAGCGCUCUAAUGAAGCACACAUAAAAACUAGAAAUGUUAUUGAAAGAACAUUUGGUGUCUGGAAGCGUCGCUUCCCUGUUGUGGCAUUAACACUGCGUUUAUCAUUGCCUAAGGUUCAGGCAAUAAUAAUUGCUACCGCAGUGUUGCACAAUAUUUGUAGGAACCACAAUUUAGAGGAAGUUCCUUCAGAAGUGGAGCUGCCAACAGCGGAAAUAAAUGAAGAAGUGUACUAUACGGAAGUUCAGAAUGUUAUUGAAAGAACAGCCCUUAUAAAUAAUUAUUUUAGAUAG
Parnassius apollo (apollo) is the source of this 651-nucleotide messenger RNA. The record is from the annotation of a GenBank genome assembly. NCBI's taxonomy places the organism in Eukaryota, Metazoa, Arthropoda, Insecta, Lepidoptera, Papilionidae.